This is a messenger RNA of Sturnus vulgaris (Common starling), 2969 nucleotides long. The record is from RefSeq and is a predicted model, not a curated record. NCBI's taxonomy places the organism in Eukaryota, Metazoa, Chordata, Aves, Passeriformes, Sturnidae.
ACACUUUCAUAACUGUUCUAAAGGGAAGAAUUUUUGCUCUGUAUUCCAAGGCACUGAGGUCUGCCUGCCGUCCUUGGGAGCGAGGAAGAAAAAGGGAGGAAAAGUCCCUCUCGCUGGGAGACGGAAUGUCUGCAUUUCCAGUCCUCUUCUUAGCUUGCUGUUCUGUUUGGCUCUGCGAGGCUCAGACCGAAUUCAAGAGAGUGGCAGAAGAAAACGUGACCCUGCCGUGCCACCACCGCCUGGGGCUGCUGGAGCAGGGCAGCCUGGACAUCGAGUGGCUGCUGCACAUCUCCGAGACCGUGCAGAAAGCGGUGAUCACCUACUCCGGGGGCCGUGUUUAUGAUGACCUGAACGAGGAGCAGAAGGGCCGUGUUUCCUUCACCUCCAACUUCCUUGCUGGAGAUGCAUCCUUACAAAUCAUCUCCCUGCAGUCCAGCGAUGCAGGGAAAUACAUCUGCAAGGUCAAGAACGCUGGGCAGUACGAGUGGGCUCGCAUCACCCUCAAGGUCGUAGAGAAACCCUCCAAGCCCAAGUGCUGGCUGGAGGGGGAGAUGCUGGAGGGGAAGGAGCUGUCCCUGCAGUGCCGUUCGGCCUCGGGCACUGCCCCCAUCUCCUACCGCUGGCAGCGCAUCAGCGAGGAGGACGAGAGAGCCGAGCACCUCCCGCCCAACUCCAGAGUCAACAUCUCGAACCCCGGGCAGGUGCUGCUGAAAAACCUCACCCAGAUGAGCACGGGGCUGUACCAGUGCGUGGCCACCAACGAGGCGGGCCAGGAGAGCUGCGCCGUGCAGGUGACAGUGCAGCAUGCACAAAAUAUCGGCAUGAUCGCCGGGGCAGUGUGUGGAGUGGUGGUGGGGCUCUCCCUCCUUUUCCUGGUGGUGAGGUUGACAAUAAGGAGGAAAGAAAAGAAGAGAUACGAGGAAGAGGAGGCACCGAAUGAAAUCAGGGAGGAUGCGGAAGCCCCCAAGGCGCACCUGGUCAAACCCAGCUCCUCUUCCUCCGGCUCCAGGAGCUCCCGCUCGGGUUCCUCCUCCACCCGAUCCACAGCCAACAGUGCCUCCCGCAGCCAGCGGACUUUGUCCACCGAAGCCACUCCUCACCUGACCCCUCCCCAGUACAGCCAGCGGCAGCAGGACAGGAAAGAGGAGCCGAGGAAAGUGGAUUACAGGAUGGGAGCGCCCUCCGUGAUGGUGCCCGCGCAGAGCCGCGCGUUCCAGACCGUGUGAGCAUCCCCGGGCACGGGCAGCACCGCACCCAGCACCAGCCACUGCCAGAGCCACGGUAGCUAGUUCUCUUUUCCUGGUCACCUCAAUCUUAAUCACUCACGGAUGUGGAUUAUUCACACCACGAGAAAGUCCUCCCACUCAAUUCUUUCUGACUUCCAGCACUGAGGUUCUGAUACGGACUUGAGUUGGAUGGAAAAGGGAGUUUCUUUUUAAAUUAUCUUUUUUUUUUUUUUUUUUUUUUUUGAAAAUGGAACCUGAGCAUUUAAAACCUUCACAAAGUGUGAAGUGUACUUCACACUGUACGAGUGAAAAAAAGCCAAACCUCAGGAUUUUUUAGAAGGGAUUAACAGAGAGUGCAUAAUAAUCCAGAAAGGUUCUGUGGGGAGGGAGAAGCCUCUUGGACUGAUUUUGGAGAAGUCUCUCGAAGAUGUGUUGUCUUAAGUGAAGAUUUUGAGGCUGGGGGUGUCCAGCCUCAAAGAGAACUGACAGGUGCUUCACACUUUCUGCAUUCAGUGAAAUACUGGAGGCUGUAACUAAAGUGGAAAUUAAAGGAUCACUCCCGAAGGACAAGAGAUGCAGCAUUAAGGUGUCUGAACUCAACUCUGUACUAAAGAGAAAGGACCUUUUCUGUCAAGAAAACAGAGGUGCUUUAAUUGCCAGAAUCAACUUAGGGCCAGGAGCCUGACUCUGCUUGCAUGGGCAGCACUGCAGAGCCACGGGAGCCCCUGGGGAGGGGUGGCCGUGGCUAAUGAGCCUUAGGGAGAGGAGAACUGGGCACUGAACCCAGCAGGGAGGCAGUGCCCGACUGGGGAGGGACACCAAUGUACCAAAAAGCCUGGAUGGAGCGUUUGGAAGAGCUCUCAGUUAUUGCCAGCUGGAGAAUUGGCCGGGUUUGGGGAGAGCCAGGUUUGUGCUGGAGAAGCCUUAUGGAAAGUUCUUCCCAAGACUGAACAAACUGCACUCCUGAGCUGACCCCAGGGAAGGCCUGAAGGAUUCCCUGGCAGAGGAAAACACACCUGGGACAGGUAAACAAGCACCAAACGCUGCUCCCGUUAGGAAAUCUUGGUGUGUGUUGUCCCACUCUUACACCAAAUGCUGGGCCAUGUGCCAGAGCUGAGGCUUAAACCUUUAGCAGGACUCUUAAAAAAUUCCAAGAAUUGUAAAAAAAUAUUUUUUUGUGAGCAACCAGGUUAAGCAUUUCCACGGAAUAUGAAGUUUGGAAAGGAUGGGAGGUAGGGACAGAUGCAGAAUUCUGUCGUUGAUAUUUUCCUCUGAAGGACUUGGCUCUGACCACUGCUACACACAAGACACUGAGCUUGUAGGUUCUAGAUUCCUGUAUUCCUAGACUGAUGAUUUUCUAUUUAAAAAAUGAGAGUGUUUGGGUUUUUUUUCCCACUUGAGGGAGGGAAAGGGUUUCUCCAAUUUGUGGAAAGAGCCUACAGAAGAUGGAUGAGCACAGAACCACAGAUCUAUAAUUCUUUCACUCCAGGGUUGUCAUUAAUCUCCUUUUCUGACUGAGACCCAGAAUUCUAAUUUCUUUACUUGAGAUCUUUGACAACCUGAUCAAAGGCAAGCCCUGCUCAGGCUACUUCCACAUGGGAAAGAGCUUUCAAACUUGCCCUACACUAUGUGAGAACUCUUCCUAGGAGCAGUCACUCAAAAUUCCAUUGCCUUCUCAACCCCAGAUUUAACCCUUAGUAGGACAAAUUACUGAUGCUGUGCAGGGAAAACCAUCCCAGUUUC